UCACUUGACAAAUGAUCGCCAUAGACUCAUAGUGUCGUCUAGUCCGAGUGGUCCUCUACUCCUCUUUGUUUUUCUCACCGUACGGUGGUCCUCUCAACCUCUUAUUGGUGACCGUCGUCUAUCGACCACCACGAGCCACGAGUACACCUAUAACCGCGAUGCCCACCACUACGGCCCAAUAGCCCACUAUGACGUCAUUUCGCCACUCGCCAACCACCAUAACCCUCCGUCGGCGUCACCCAUCGAACACCGGCCACUAACCAUCGACCCAUCGACACUCCGUGUGUUUCCUUCACUGGAGCGCCCGUCGGCUCGCAAGCGUUGCGUGCACUUGGAACCCCGAGUGAGCCGAAGGCCCUCCAAAU
Molecule: messenger RNA, 365 nt
Organism: Dovyalis caffra
Lineage: Eukaryota; Viridiplantae; Streptophyta; Magnoliopsida; Malpighiales; Salicaceae
Source: the annotation of a GenBank genome assembly